AUGGAAAUUAUUUGUUGUCUGAUAAAAACAAUCCGUCUAAUUCUUAUCAAAGAUGUUACAGGCAUGUAUCAACAACGCUGGCAGUUGGAAAUCGAAAGGCAGUUGGAGGAUCAAAAUGCUGGUACGCCAAUGGAUUUUGGUGUUGAGCAAUGGAGAGAAGACUGGGAAAAAACAGUCGCUCUUGCAACAACAGCAAGUUUUUACUCUCUUGAGGGGAUUCAUAUAUUUGCCUUAGCUAAUGUUCUUCGAAGACCCAUUCUUGUAAUAUGUGACAAUUUUCAUCGUGGUGACUGUGAUGAACCAAUUUCUGGUGUAAACCUUGGUGGCAUAUACUUACCAUUGUUAUCUGACUCCGUGGAUUGUAUCAAAACUCCUCUUUUGAUUCGCUACCACCAAGGAAAAUUUACAGAGCUUGUGUUGACAGAAAAUAAUGAAGGAGUAUCAUUAAUGAAACUUGAUGUUCUGCCUAUGAUACUCCGUUGUUUGUUACCAGAGGAAAGCAAUUACUCUGAUCGAUUACUACGGGAAUAUAUGAACUGGUAG
This is a messenger RNA of Xenia sp. Carnegie-2017, 543 nucleotides long. Its product is annotated as ubiquitin thioesterase zranb1-B-like. Lineage: Eukaryota; Metazoa; Cnidaria; Anthozoa; Malacalcyonacea; Xeniidae. The coding region runs from base 1 to 543 and encodes 180 amino acids. The transcript is spliced from 2 exons. The record is from RefSeq and is a predicted model, not a curated record.